This is a messenger RNA of Cimex lectularius (bed bug), 3698 nucleotides long. RefSeq names its product mutS protein homolog 4-like. Gene Ontology annotation, biological process: mismatch repair; reciprocal meiotic recombination. Bases 1 to 3675 code for a protein of 1224 amino acids. NCBI's taxonomy places the organism in Eukaryota, Metazoa, Arthropoda, Insecta, Hemiptera, Cimicidae. Gene Ontology annotation, molecular function: ATP-dependent DNA damage sensor activity; mismatched DNA binding; ATP binding. Gene Ontology annotation, cellular component: nucleus. The record is from RefSeq and is a predicted model, not a curated record. The transcript has 18 exons.
AUGAACUUGAACAAUAUUUGUGCAGUAUCAAAUAUAGGGGAAGCCGUCAAUCAGAUGAGAGAUUCUAAACAAUACCAUAGUCACCAAAGUUAUCAACCACAGACCUCCUCACCUGAACUGACACUAGACAAUUCUAGUUCCAACAACGUAAGAAAAAUGUCAGGAAGUCGUCUGUCACAAGAUCUUUCUGACAAUGAUAAUUGCAAAGAAUAUAUGACACCGGUUAAAAAAAUUAAAUCUACCACAACAUCUGAAAGUCUAUCACAAAUUGAUUCUACUUCGAUUACAAAUGACAGUGAUGAGCUUAAUGGCGUGAACAAUUUUGAUUUUUUUAAUCUUGGCCAAUUAAAUGAAAAUUCUAUCAACUCAAGACCUUCAUUGGUGCAAACUUCUGAAAGGACCUUAACAAGUGUGCACGAGCGUAAACACUUUUCAAAUUUACCGACCGUUCAACUUUCACCACUUUUGUUCAAUGCUCAACAUGACAUGGAAAAAAUUGCUGAAAAAUACCCUUCCCGUGCUUCCAAUUUUUCAAAUGAUGGAUUUGUAAGUAAUAUAAAUAGUAAACCCGAUUCUAAAGGAACUGGGAUAAGUACAUCGAAUGUUCAGCAAAAUAGAUUUUAUGGGUAUAAAGAGCCAUUUUCCACUUUAGAAGUUCCGAAUCAAUUAAGCCAAGAUUUUCUCCCUGAUAUAAUGUCAAAAUUGCCAAUUUCGGAUUACAGGCCAUGUUCUGAGCAACCUAAUUUUGAAUUCUUUCAAGAUUUUAUACAUAAACCAAGUUUUGAUUCUAAAAAUUUCAAAAUUUCUGACACCAUGACCUCAAGAAAUUUUUCUCAAGUGCUCAAUGAAAGGAAUUCUAGUAGCACAAUUGAUUCAGACAGGGAAACCCCUUCUAAUGUCACUUCACACUCAAAUCCAUCUUUCAUGAAGGAAUUUUGUUCUUUAAAAAAUCAAGUCUCGUCUUCAUCAAAAAAUACAAGUGGAAAUAAUUUUUUUUUAACGGAAUCAUAUUCCGGUAACAAACGAAAUAACGAAAACACUAGCUUCUUCAAGACUCCUACAGUAUCAUCAAAUAAAACAACCAGUUAUGAUGAGCUUUUCAACAAUGCAGUAAUCACAAGACAGCUUCCUCGGCUUGAGACUCCACUCUAUCAAAUGAGAUCAGAAUCUGCAACACCAAGAUCAAAGACUUCUUCAGUUAAGUCUAAAUCAAAUACAAAAACAUCAAAAGUUGGAAGCAGUAGUGAAGGAAGUUUUGUUGUAGUUGCUGUUACAGAAGGGCGUGGUUGUGCAAUGGGGGAAAUAGGGAUUGCUUCGAUUGAUUUAAAAAACCCUGUGCUAACAUUGUGCCAGUUAAGCGACUGUCAGACAUACUCAAAAACAUUGACAAAACUUCAUAUAUACAAUCCAGCUGAGCUAGUUAUUCCUGACACUUUCGAUGGUGCGAACAAUGCAUCAGAUUUGUUCAAGAGGCUAUCAACCUAUUUCAGCACUACCCGAUUAGUUAAAGUCAAAAGACAAUAUUUUUCUGGUGACUUGGGCAUUGAAACACUAAGAUCAUUAUGCCUUGCUGAGUAUUCAUCGGUAGAACUAAUUACCAUUCGAAAGUUUUAUGCUCUAGCAGCACUAUCGGCAUUGAUAAAAUAUGUUGAAUAUGAACACAACCUCUUUUUCUCUAACAAUUCAAUUAAAAUUGUUUAUGAAUGUGCUUCUGGGACAGUUUCAAUAGAUCUUGAAACAGCAAAGAGACUAGAGCUUGUUAUUACUCAAACAGAAACGGUUUACCCUGAGAAGUAUAGUUUAUUGGGAACAUUAAACAAUACGGUGACAUUAGGAGGAAAAAGAAGGUUGAGAUCAGAAAUUUUACAGCCAUUUUCUUCUCUUGAAAUCAUCGAAGGCCGGCUAAAUGUUGUGUGUUAUCUUGUUAAUGAUAGACCAUUUCUUAGUUCUCUUCAAGCCGUACUUGAAAAAUUUUCCAAUGUUGAACGCCUAUUAUGGCUCUGUAAUAAACAACCAAAUUUUAAACAAGAAGAAAAAACUAGUGAAAUACUCACGGGUUAUAUUUUAAAUUUGAAGAACACAUUGGAAAACAUUCCAAUGUUGAGAGAUUUGUUGAGCGAUGGCCAGGAAAAAUUUUUCAUCAAAAUGCGUGAUAUGCUUUGUGACAAACGACUUGAUAAAAUGAAAUCUCUGGUACAAAAUACUAUUCAUCAAGACGCAAAACCUGCAAAGGGAUACCAAGCUAGUGAGAUGAAUCGGUGCUUUUCAAUAAAAGACAAUAUCAACGGUUUACUGGAUGUAGCAAGAUCAACAUAUUCUAAACUUAUUAAUGAGGUUCAAGCUAUUAUUGAUGAAUUGGCAUCCAAAUAUCAUCUCCCUCUAAAGAUGUGUCAAACAGCCGAUUUUGGAUUCCAUGCACAGCUAAAUAUCCCAAAGCAAGAUGUUGUAGUAAACUUGGAUAUACCAGAAAUAUUCACUGAUGUGAAGAGAAAGGGUCAAACACUUCAUCUUUCGACAGAUGAAAUCUUUAGUUACAAUGUUAGAAUGAGGAGAGUGGUUCAAGAAAUUCAAAUUAUUAGCAAUAUUGUUUUAAACCAACUGGUCGAAGACUUAAGGCCGAUGGUUGGAUGUCUGUAUAUUCUCUGUGAGAACAUAGCAGAGCUUGAUGUUGUAUGUUGUUUGGCGAAAAUAAGCUCUUCAAAUGAUUAUACACGACCAAUUUUUGGAGAUGUUAUUGAUGUCAAAGGCGGGAGACAUCCAAUCCUUGAUUUUCAUCAACCGAAUAAACCAAUUCCUAAUGAUAUAUUUGUCUCGCCGAACAACAAUUUCAACAUAAUCACUGCACCAAACAUGGGCGGUAAAACUGUAUACGUCUUACAAGUUGCAAUGCUACAAAUAAUUGCCCAAAUAGGAUGCUUUGUACCUGCAGAUAGUGCAUGUUUCAGAUUAACAAAUCAUAUCUAUGUUCGUAAAGGUGGCUGGGAUAGUAUCGAAUGCCGGGCUUCUACUUUUACAGUUGAGAUUAAGGAGUUGGCUUAUGUAAUAAAUACAUUGUCUGAUUCAAGCUUGAUUGUUAUAGAUGAACUUUGUACAGGGACUAACUUUGAAGGAGGAACUGCAAUAUCGUGGGGAAUUUGUGAAGAGCUUCUCAAAAGACCAGUUUUUACGUUUUUAACAACACAUUUUCAUUAUCUGACAAACUUAGAACGAGUUUUUAUGAAUGUUACUAAUAAGGAGUUGUGCGUACAUUUUCCUUUUUAUAAUAUUGAGCUAUAUUUUUUAUUAUCUAGUUAUCAUUUGGAAGCUAUAGAUCCAGGAGAGAACAGCCCACUUAUAUUCACAUUCCGACUUCAAAAAGGAGUAACAAACAUUACAAACUAUGGCUUGAAAGUCAUGCUAACGACGUCUUUGCCAAAAACCUUCAAAGAAAAUGCUUUAAAAACUGUUGAGAAUAUAUGCCGAAAAAGGGCUAUGACUCUUGCUGUUUCUAAGCCUAUUUCACCUGACACAUUGAGAACUAUCGUUAUUAUAGAUAAAUUAGAAGAGUUCAUACAGGAUCUAUAUGCACUGAGUAAAUCUGACCAUUUCACUCUGGGUAAUGUAGAGAAACUUCAAUUGAAGGUGAAAGAAGAAAUAGUACAGCUUUCAAAAGACGACCCAACAAAAAAUGAAUGACGAAUAAGUAGCAAUAUUGUAGA